Molecule: messenger RNA, 138 nt
Organism: Australozyma saopauloensis
Lineage: Eukaryota; Fungi; Ascomycota; Pichiomycetes; Serinales; Metschnikowiaceae
Gene: COF1
Product: cofilin
Exons: 1
Coding region: 1-138 (45 amino acids)
Molecular function (GO): actin binding
Source: RefSeq, a predicted model, not a curated record
AUGGUGUACGCCUCCUCCAAGGAUGCUUUGAGAAGAGCAUUGAAUGGUGUUGCUGCCGACAUUCAAGGUACCGACUUCUCCGAGGUCGCCUACGAGUCUGUUUUGGAGAGAGUCAGCAGAGGUGCUGGUUCCCACUAA